AGCCUGACCAACACCAUGCCCGAACUCAGCCAACUCACAGCAUGUAUUGAUCUGAUAUCGAUGACCAACAGCUCACAUCACUGGAUGGCAUUCUUCUACAUUACUAAUAACACUUUCCUGGGCAGAGAAGAUGUAGACCUGGGACUUGCAGGAGACCAUCAGCAGCUGAUACUGUACAACUUUGGCAAGACCUUUUAUGUCAGUUAUCACCUGAUUCCGUUUCAUUGGCAUACCCUGUGCUUGGUAUGGGAUGGUGUGAAGGGCAGAUUAGAGCUCUUUCGGAACAAAGAAAGAAUACUUGCCAUCAUGGAUCAGCCACACAACCUGUCUCCUAAUGGGACUUUGGUCUUGGGGCACUUUCCCAGGAAUGGAGAGGGUCAGAUUAAAACUGUGAUAACUCGUUUUACAAGCAGCCUGUAUUACUUUCAGCUCUGGGACCGCAUCCUGGAAAGUGAGGAGUUUAUGACAUGUUUAUAUGGAAAUGUAGUUAGUUGGGAAGAUGAUGUUUGGCUCAUCCACAAGAUAAGUCCAACUGUUGACAGGAGACUGCGCUGCUUUGUUUCUGAAAAUAUGACAAUUCAAGAAACAAGUACAAAUGUUUCACAGCAAAUAGACCUAACAACUUCUUCACAAACUACUGGGCUCAACCCACACAAGACUGCACAUUCAUCCACACGGUUGCCAGAAGGCAUGCCCGUUUCUACAAUCAAUCAUAUAGACAUAUCAUAUUCUAAUACAGUACCCUCACCUCUAGCAACAGUAAGCACAUCCAAAGAUUUAAAGACGUCUAUAACCAAAACAGCUACAUUUUCAACAGAUACCUUUUUUACUUCAACAGCCAUCCCUCUGCAUACCCAGAGGACAACUGUUCAUACUACUGACUCCAUGAACGUAACAGAACACUCAUAUCUAGGAAAAACAAGGACAUCAAAAAAGGUGGAGGCCAUGGCUACUGAGAUCUUUCGCUCAGCUACAGCUACUCAUUUAAUUGACACAUCUGUAUUUACCAAGAAUUAUACUGUAUCUGAAACUUCAACAACUAAAUACAAGACAGCUGUUGGGGAGACAACUUUAUUUUUGAAUGAAUCGGCAUCCAUAGCUACAACACCUUGUCCCAAGCACAAAUCCACAGAUAUGGCUAUAGUCCACACCUCUAAAUCUGGGCAAGAAUUUCUUAUAUCUUCAGCUGCCAGAAGUGUCUCUUGGUCCACAUUAGAAGAGACUUCACCUAUCACUACUGAGGUUGGAGUUGUAUCAACCUUCCCACCAGAGUCUUUGCUCACCUUCACAGCUUCUCAGGAAAUGAAUUCGACAUUUCCUGAAAUUCAAGUGGCAUCUACCUUGUCAAUAACUGAUGCGGAAACGCCAUUCACAGUCCCUUCAGUGUUGCCUAUGGAGACCAUACCUGCCAUAAGAACAGUGAAACCAGAGUCAGUCUCUACAAAUUUCCAAGAUGUCUUUUCACCCAACAUAGAGGAUGCUAUAUCUGCCUCUGUGUCUAAAGAAACCUCUUUCAUGGCCUUUUCUUCCAUUAGCUCCUCUUCAAUCACCAAAACUCAAGAUGACCAGAUAGUUAUUGAUACUGAGAGUACACAUCCAACCGUAAUUACCAGAACCAAACUUGUCCCUACAUCGGCUGAAGCUUCGCUCUUCACUACCAUGGAAGGGCUAGUAUACACUCAGGACACACCCCCAACUGAUGGGACUGUGCUUACUUUAAUUUCUACUAAAUCACCUUCUACAUAUAAUGCAUCUGAUUCAGCUCUCACAUCUAUAACAAUUAAAAGUGACUAUCAGUUCUUCACCAAUGAGACCACUUGGACUUGUAAGUCAGGUCAAACCCUGUUGACCUCUAUGAAUACAACCACCACACUCACAUUCACACCUAAUGAAACUCUCACAUUACCAUUCCAAGGUAAUACCAUUAAUAUAAAAUAUUCAUCCAUGACUAGUAACAUCAUACCAAUUGAAGCAGCCACAGAGAGCAAGGUGACUACCAGCUCUGAUGCUACUACAGCCAGUUAUACAACAGCUCUAUUCAAACCAACAUCCCAGUGGCUUAGUAAUUUCACAAGUAUUUCUGGAAUCACAUCUAUAGCAAACCAGCCUGAGUCUAAACUCACCACCUUACUAUUGAAAAGCAACUCGAUGCUGACAGUAGCUGCAAAUGAACUUUCCUCAAUACCAAGGGAGCCAGUUGUUCCAUCAGUGCAUACGUCUACCCUCACUGACAUUAAACCAACUUUUUCUACUGAGAAGAGCAUUUCUGAGACAAUACAAAUAGAAACAAAUGGUGUGGGUGCAUUUGGUGAUACUAUGGCCCCUCAGCCCAUGUCUGCAACAACACAGAGAGUCUAUACCACUGUGACAAGAGAAACCACUUCCCGGCAUCCUAAGGUAAAGUCAACUAUAGCAGCAGUAGCUGAGGCUUCUCCAUUUUCAACAAUGCUGGAAGUGACAGAUGAAUCAGCACAAAUGAUGACAGCUUCUGUCACUGGUUCCCCCUUUGCAGAUAGAGAAAAAUUGACUACUGGAUUGAAUAAAGAAACUGCAACUGCCAAGGUGGGAGUGAGUUGGCUUUCAACCAAAUUGAAGGAAAGCACGUCUGAGAGUUCGCACAAUGAAACCACGGAAAGCUUUAACUCGACCCACACCUACACAGUAGAUUGGACUUCAGAGAUAUCCAAGGAGAACUCAGCUUCAUCAUCCAAUUUUGCGAGCACCCAGGCACUACCUGAACUUCCAAGUUCUUCAACAAUGAAGACGUCGGGAGUCACUUCACAGAGGACAGCUGCAUCUUUGUCUGCUGGUGUCUUGUCUCCACAGACUGCCUCUACUCAUUCCUCAGUAACCCCCCAACCGAUUAUACACACGUUUUCACUGCCACUUAAUAUCUCUGCUGUCACCUCUCCUGCCACCACUAUGGUGUUUUUUGAUGAGACUAAGGUGGCCUUGUCUCAACCUUCUACAUUGGCCAGGGAUUUCACUACAUCUGUGUCCUCGGUUGGUUUAACUCUACCAACAGUGACAAUGACCACAGAGUUGGUGCCACCAGUAAAUCCAACAGCUUCCACAAUCAGUGAUACCAUGUUUACCCACAGAGACUUACUUCAUACCACUUCAGAGGUCACAGCAAUCCCUUCCACAACAGCACACAUGGCAGUUUCCUCUCUGAGAGAGACUUUGGUAUCCUCACUGAGACCUCCCACUCCUGGAAUAACUAAGGCUCUAAGUACCAUUCCCUCCAUCUCAGCUGACUUAGUAAGUCCAUCCAUACACACUCUUGUCUGCUCAAGGUCUUCCUCUAAUAACAUUACUACUGUAUCCUCUACUUCUGUUAGUUCAACUACAUCUACGUCAGUAGCAACACCAUCUGAAUCUCAAGUUGAGGCUUCAACUUAUGGUUUUAGCUUUCCCUCUGCAUUUAGUAGUGGUGGAGAUGUUAAUACGGCUUCUGGACCCACAGGAACCUCUGUUGGUGGUGAGGCCAUGGCCCCUAAAACCUUUGCCAAUAAAUUUAUUACCACAGUAGACAGUGAAUCUACCACAUAUUUUGUAAAUACACCAGUCUCCACACAGUCAGUGAUUGCCACCUCUAUAGCAUCUUCUGACAAAGAACAGACCAACAUCUCCAUGGAGAAAACCCCCAGGACUACAGAGGUGGCAGAGAUUUCCCCAUCCAAAAAUUCCUUUAUUUUGGACUCCCAGAGCACUUUCUCUUGGGAAAUGGCAGACACAGAACUUUCUGAGACCACAGAAAUCUCUAGCCACCAAACACAUUUGCCUUCAGAAAUUCUACCUGGUUAUCCAUCUUCUGAUAAUUUAACCACAUCUCUUGCUUCUGGGAGCACACAAUCUUCCCAAAGCUUGACCUCAAGCACCGUAAUAGGUGCUCAUGUUUCAGAAGGGUCGACUCGUCUUGAGAAAACAGUGCUCCCUUCACAAGUUCAGACAGUAACCAAAUCUUUGACUCACAAUAAGGAAAGGACAACUGCCUUUUCAAAAUAUCCUCCCUGGACUGUAGAAAAGAUUGUGAGUUCCUCUCCUGUGACUCAUCAAGCCACAGGUCACCUAGCUACUUCAUUUGUAGAUGCUUCCAGGACAACUAGGAUAUCACAUCCUGUGCUCAUCAACACAACUCUUCCACACCUACUUUCUCUUAAGACGCAACCUGAAGCAACACAGAUAGCUUCUUCCACUUCUGGAAGCACAGAGAAUUUCCCUAAGUCCUUCUCUCCUUUCACAACUGGACUACCGAGCACCAAUUUUACAACGAUCACUCCUGAUGGGAGCACUACAGUCUUUUCUGUUCCAAAUGAACCAACAAACUUUGCUAAGGAGACUUCUAUGGAGUCUUCUAUGAAGGUGUCCACUACUAUUUACCAAAUGGCUUCAUUGCCCCUCAAUGUCACUGCUUUCACCUCUAAAAAAGUUUCUGACACCCAUACAAUGCUACUGACGAAGUCUUCUAGAACAAUACACUCAGGCAAUUUGAAAAGUGUCUCUAUAGGUACCUUUGGGCUUAAGUCUGAGAAGUCCUCAUUGCCAGUUAAUAACUCCGAUUUCUCAACUACAGUGCUUUUUUCUGAUACUUCCACAAGACUUGGGGCACUCUUUACUUCAUUGUCUUCACUGUCCCUUCAGACUACUAAAACAACCCAAGCAUCAACAUUGGAUACCACAGCAGUGGCACAUGCUGGGCCUACUUCACAAAGCACAGUGUUUUCCUCUACCUUUUCAAAUUCCUCAGUGGUAGAGGUACCACACAAUUACACAACUGCACAUGUUUCCUCUCCAACACACAGAGAGAUUUUAUCUAUGAAAACUUUUCCAACCAUUAGUAUGGCUGGGAUGUUGACUUCAGUUACAGGUGCCGCUCCCUCUUCUCUGUCCAGUUCUAAGACUACUGAAGCUAUUUCCUCCAUUCCAAAGACCACGUUUUCAUUGUUACUUUCAACAACCCAACAGCCAUCACAAGAAUAUGAGGCUCCCACUCUGGAUAUAUUCCCUGGGAUCACUGAGAGCAGUGGUGGGGUGACAGAGCUCAUUAAUGCCCAUCCCAGAACCACCGUCCCUGCAAGGGGGCUCUCAUCCACUCCUUCACCUAGCUUUUAUACUUCCUUGAGUACUCAGUUUUCCCCAUCUUUGACUAACUUUAAAGGGAUCCCUAGACCUACAGAAAGUGUAAAACCCACACUUACUCACCUUUCCCUUGAUACUGGAAAGAUGAACAUUUUAACGAGUGAACUGACAAAGAGCAGUCCAUGUGUGACUGUUCCUGUUUUACACCCUUUGUGGACCCAGACAAGUACAGCUCCACCUUCUUUGACAUCACAUCUUUACUCACCUCAUAGUACCAAGGCCAAGUUUCCGCUUGCAUCUCAAAUGGUUGAAUAUCCAGCAUGGGCUACAAGAAUCAUACCUAGUAUCCCUCAGACUCUGCUUACAACAUCCAGAAACACACGCAGAGUUGAAGACUCUCACUUUCCAGUUUUCACAAAGAAGGUGACAACACCCAACAGAAUGGAAGUAGAGACUCUUCACUUUCCUUCCGGGACUUUGUCAACAUCCACAACCUCUCAGAUUGGUCUGGUCUCUAGGGAUGUUACAGCGAUGCCAUCGGUUUUCACAUCAGAAAGCCUUCCUACUUUUGGGAUUUCUGAGAGUACUUCAUUGUCAAUAUCUUCCAGGUAUCCCUCUACCACUUUGGCUACCAUUCUACACACAUUUGAGAAAACAGCCACGCCUGUAACUCCUGGAACCACACUCUCAUCAAAUCCUUCUGUAAUUUCCAGGGCUACCUCCCCCACUUGGAGCUUAUCUAGUUUCCCUUCAGACUCUCGGACAUCUGUAUCUACUCCUUCUCAGCUUUUAACUUCAUCUUCAGGAGAAAUGUCAGAAUCCACUUUUUCAGCUUCUGACAUGAUAGCAACACACUCUAACUUUACAAUGACACUCCUUUCUGAUGGAAGUGCCACCAUACCCACCCAAGCCACUUCUGCAACUACACUGGGCAUCAUCACUGCUGACUCUUUGACUUCUCUGCCCAUAUCUGCAAAAAACAAAGAUGGAAGUCUACACACUUCUACAUUCCUUGAAUCAUCCUCCAGAACUACUGUGGCUGACAGCUCCACGGCUAUGGCUGAACCCAUGUCCUUUAGUAGAAUGAGUAUAUCACCUUCUAUAACAAGCCAUGACCUAUCUAUUGGUUCUCUGACUGUAUCUAGCCUGACAAAUACAUCUCUCUGGAGUAAAGUCCCAGCUACAUCAGAAUCCUACACUUUAUUUCCUUCUAAAUCUACACUGGACUCUGUUAUGAGUAUAGCCACUACGACAUCCACAGCUGUAGGAACCUCAUUUCCCUUGAUGUCUACUGAAAUGGCACCUCCUUCUACAACAACUGGGUUUUCACUAGUCUCUUCAUCUUUUGAGACAACUUGGAUGGACUCCAUAUUUUACUCUCUAUUUACACAACCAUCUACUUCACCAGUUGCCAUAGUGUCUACAGUUUCCUUCUACAACAUGAAAAUGAGCUUCUCUGUCUUUGAUGAAGAGCCAAGGGUCCUCAUUACCACUGUUAUACAUGAACUUACAAAAGAUUGGUUGAACUUUAUGUUUCAAAACAGUGAAUUUUCUCUUGCUAACCUGGCUAUUCAAGUUAAAAGCAGAAAGACUUCCAAAGAAGAGACGGCCAUGUACAGAUAUAUUUUGGAACAGAAAAAAGGGCAAGGAAUGGAUGCAAUUUUUCAUGUACCAUACAGCUGUGCCUGUUGGGUCAUUAUAAAAGCCAAGUCUUCUUUAGAAUCUGUGGAACUGAUCAGCAGGAUCCGAACUAAAAUACACGGGAACCUCACACAUGGGAACUUCACACAAGAUCAAUUGACUCUAUUGGUAAAGUCUGAUCAUGUUGUGGUGGAAAAGCUAGAGCCAGGAAAAUGUGAACCAGAUGAAACACCCUCAAAAUACAAAGGGACAUAUAAGUGGCCAUUAACUGACCCUACUGAGACAGCCCAAGAAAGGUGCAUUAAAAAUAAGAAUAAGAAUGCCACAAGAAUUUGUUCCAUCAGCAUCCAGACUGGCAAGUGUCAAUGGGAAAAACCAAGACUUAAGCAAUGCAAGUUGCUUCAAGGACUCCCUGAUAAGAUUGUGGAUCUUGCUAAUAUUACGAUAAACGAUGAGAAUGUGGAUGAUGUCGCAGAGCAUAUUUUAAAUCUGGUCAAUGAGUCUCCACCUUUGGAUGAAGAAGAGACAAAGAUCAUUGUUUCGAAAGUCGCUGAUAUUUCUAACUGUGAUGAGAUAACUAUCAACCUAACCCAGAUCAUUCUCCAAAUCAUCAGCACUGUGACGGAAAAGCAGAGUGAUUCAGCUUCCAACCUGCCUCCAGUAAGCAAUGAGAUUCUGAGGAUAGUCGAGCGUGCUGGUCACAAGAUGGAAUUUGCAGGGAGAACAGCAAAUCUCACUGUUGCUAAGCUGGCCUUGGCUGUGCUGCGAGUAGACCACAAGUUUGAAGGUAUGGCCUUCAGCAUCCAAUCCUCUGAAGAAGUCACAGCCCCCCAGAUUUUUCUUGGUGAUAUCCCUCUAAGGAGGUCUUUGGCUUCCAUCUAUUUGCCUAAGUCAUUGAGGGAAAAAGUUCCUCUUGAUGCCUCACAAACCAUCUUGUUUAAUUUUUUUGGCCAAACCUCACUCUUUAAGGCCAAAGACAUCACUUCUGAAUUAAUGACAUAUGUUGUGAGUGCAAGCAUCUCAAAUACGUCCAUUCAAAACUUGGCUGAUCCAGUGCUUAUCAUUCUAAAGCAUAUUCAAGGAGACUGGAAUUACGAUCAAGUUUACUGUGCCUUUUGGGACUUUGACACUAACAAUGGGCUAGGUGGAUGGAAUCCAUCAGGCUGUAAACUCAAGGAAAGCAAUAUAAAUUACACGAUCUGUCAGUGUAACCAUCUCACCCACUUUGGAGUCUUAAUGGAUUUAUCCAGGUCUACAGUGGAUGCAGUGAAUGAGCGGAUAUUAGUGAUUAUAACAUAUACAGGAUGUGGGAUCUCCUCCAUUUUCCUGGGGAUUGCCAUGGUGACAUACAUAGCUUUCCACAAACUUCGAAAAGAUUAUCCUUCCAAAAUCCUGAUCAACCUAUGCACAGCGUUACUGAUGCUCAACCUAGCCUUUCUGGUUAAUUCCUGGCUGACAUCAUUUCAGAAAGUGGGACUAUGUAUCACAGCUGCAGUGGCACUUCAUUACUUUCUCCUCGUGUCUCUGACUUGGAUGGGCCUGGAAGCAGUCCACAUGUACUUUGCUUUAGUCAAAGUUUUCAACACAUACAUUCCAAAUUAUCUCCUUAAAUUUUGUCUGGCUGCCUGGGGUAUCCCAGCAGUCACAGUGGCCAUUAUACUCAGUGUAAGAAAAGACCUAUAUGGAACUCUGAGCCCAACAACUCCAUUUUGUUGGAUUAAAGACGAUCACAUCUUUUACAUCUCCGUGGUGGCUUAUUUUUGUCUCAUCUUUCUCAUGAAUCUCUCCAUGUUCUGCACUGUUCUCGUUCAAUUGACUUCCGUGAAAUCCCAAAGCCAGAAGACUCGGAAGAAAAUGAUUCUGCAUGACCUCAAAGGCACAAUCAGUUUGACAUUUCUACUUGGUCUCACCUGGGGCUUUGCCUUUUUUGCCUGGGGACCCGUGAGGAUCUUUUUCAUGUAUCUUUUUGCCAUUUGUAAUACGUUGCAAGGGUUCCUCAUUUUUGUGUUUUACUGUGUGAUGAAAGAAAGCGUGCGGGAGCAGUGGCACAUGCACCUCCAUUGCAGGUGGUUUCGGCUGGAUAACUUUUCAGGGGGGAGAAACACUUUUGGGAUAAAUGUUAGGUAUAAACAGAAGAGAUUGAAGAAAACCAAUGAGCCCAAAUUAUUGACACCAUCGCUCAAGUCAACAACAACUUUCAAAUCUAUAGGAUCUGUACCCAGCAUUCCUUCAGAAAUAAACUUCCCAAAUGGUGACUUUGAUGAUGGUCCAUACACAUUUUCUUCCUUGAGUUGUGAAGCUGCACCUACUUUCAUAAGAAGAGCAUUGCCUGCAGAAAUCAAAACCAAUUCCAUUCAGAAACAAAGAUCAUUUUCCAUAAACGUCAGCAGAGAUGCUCACCUGACUCCCAGCCCUGCACUGGGGGAGAUGUUCAAUUUGUAA
Messenger RNA from Mastomys coucha (southern multimammate mouse), 9165 nucleotides. It is a transcript of the gene Adgrg4, whose product is annotated as adhesion G protein-coupled receptor G4. Gene Ontology annotation, biological process: cell surface receptor signaling pathway; adenylate cyclase-activating G protein-coupled receptor signaling pathway. Gene Ontology annotation, molecular function: G protein-coupled receptor activity. NCBI's taxonomy places the organism in Eukaryota, Metazoa, Chordata, Mammalia, Rodentia, Muridae. The record is from RefSeq and is a predicted model, not a curated record. The coding region runs from base 16 to 9165 and encodes 3049 amino acids. The transcript is spliced from 22 exons. Gene Ontology annotation, cellular component: membrane.